Molecule: messenger RNA, 3328 nt
Organism: Biomphalaria glabrata
Lineage: Eukaryota; Metazoa; Mollusca; Gastropoda; Planorbidae
Product: WD repeat-containing protein 53-like
Exons: 2
Coding region: 399-1424 (341 amino acids)
Molecular function (GO): protein binding
Source: RefSeq, a predicted model, not a curated record
AAUUUAUACUAAAGCCUCCUAGAUCUAGAUUAGAUAAUGGUAAGAUAGACAAUAGAUUAGAUUAAUAGAUCUAGGCAGUAGAUUCUAGAACUUGAGUAGAGUAGAGUCUAGUCCUAGAUUUAGAUCUAUGACAGUAUGUAGACCUACAUCUAUUAAAUUACGUUACGAGCAGAAAGCCAUGCUUUGCUACAUGGUCAUGCAGUUUGCUCACUAAACUUUCGUUUGGAUUUAUUGAUGGUCCCGGGUUCAAACCCUGCCCGCUCUAAUCCCCCGUUGCCUGCAGUAGGUUUAGACUAGGAAGUAAAUUAUCUUCAACUCUGAAGGAACAUCCGAAACAUGUCAAACAUUUUACAGUUGAAACUCCCAUAUAUAUAUAUCUGGAAUAUCCUCCGUUCUUGAUGAGUCCAACAAAACUGAGUGGAGGUCACACUUCAUCUGUGUUGUGUGUUGAUGUACACCCGCAGAAUGGGCGCAUCGCAUCUGGAGGAGAAGCUGGUGAACUGUGUAUUUGGUCGCAUGAUGGACAAGUUAUUGGGAAAAUCUCUAGACCAGAUACAGAAUGCACUUCAGUACUGUUCUCCAGGGAAAAUCCAAACUUAAUUUAUGCAGCUUUUGGUGAAGAAAUUCUUAUCCUUGAUCAACAGAGAUUUCAAGAACCACUUUAUGUGUUGCACUCUAAUACAGAUGAAAUCAAUCAGAUAACACUAGACUCUAAAGAACAGUUCUUAGCAGCUUGUGAUGAUUCAGGUGAAAUCAAAGUCUUUGGCCUGCAAGACAGGAAAGUUUUCAAAACGCUGAGGCUCAAACAUACAAACAUUUGUUCAACUGCUGUGUUUCGUCCUGGCCGACCUUGGGAGGUUGUGACUGGUGGAUUAGACUGCCGGUUGGUGCACUGGGACUUUUCAAAACCAAAAUGUUUGAACCAGUUCAAUAUGCAGGAGCUGCAUGCCACACCUGGAGAUGCCCCGUACAUGAUCAAUCCUCCCUUCAUCCAUCACAUGUCUGUGUCCCCCACAGGCAGCACUUUGGCCUGUGCCUUAGAAAAUGGGCAGAUCCCAAUUUUCAGUGGCAGCCAGAAGAAUUUACAACCCAAAUUUGCACUUCUGGGGCACAUGCAGGGGGUCUCCCAGGUCCAUUUUUUAACAGAGGAGAUGCUCCUAUCUGCUGGAAAUGAUUCUUGUAUCAACCAGUGGGAUUUAACUAAGGCAGAGCUCUACCAGCCUGCUGAGGUGUACAUGAAUGGAAAUGGAGACUCUGCUCAUCCAGAGGAUGACAGUAAUCUUGCCAUAUCUGAACUUUGCAAAGUGCGCUCAUUUAGUCAUUCUAGCAAGGUCAACUGGAUGGUGCCUUACAGAGCUAAUGGGGAACAGUUGCUAUACUUGGCCGAUCAGACAUCAGAUAUCACUAUAUUGGACUUGUCCUAAAAGCAUAUUUCUGCAGGGUAUUUUGAGUGCAAAGUGGUUUUUACAAACAAAAUAGAUAUAUAUAAAGUCCUAAUGACCUAUUGCCUUUAUUUAUUAAUUUAUCAGCAAUUUAUUUUGUGAGAUUGUUUAAAAUCCUGUGUGCUAUAAUACAAAUUUAUAUUUUAGUAAUUUUACUCACAAUUCUCUAGCUUUUGUAAUAAAAUCUAAUUUUGCUUUUCUAUUACAUUUUGGGGUGCUCGUUUAUAGAUAAAACUGUUCAGUUUCAAGGCAAAAGAUGAGAUCAGUUGUUUCUGUUUUCUUUUUAUAAGGUCCUUUGAGACCACAAGUAAAUCUAAGAAAGCAUUCCUUAACCCUGUAUCACUUCUGAAUUAAAAUACUUUUAGACUAGGUUUAAUUCAUUUUUAACCCCAAAAGUCAACACCACAAUUAAUAAACUUACCUUAAAUAGUAAAAUCUUAUAUUAAGUUUAUUUCUUUUGUAUUGCUUUUUUUUUUUUUUUUUUUAAGUACCCAUAUGUUGGUUUGAUUUAUCCUAGAUAUAGUAGUAAUAUAGUAGAUUCUGCUUAAUUUUCCUAUAAAUAAAAAAGGAAUAAAAUUACCACACAAUGGUGAAGUCUUCAUUCCAACUGUCAAUAAAAUGUGUACAUACAUUUGUACAGAGUCACUUUGUCAUUAUGUCAAUAAGGUUGAAAAUCAAAAUGGUUAAACCUGUAAUGUUCAAAGAUAUCUGUGAUACAUUUUACUUCCUGGUGGGAACACUUGGUGAAUGAAUUGGAUGAUGGGUAAUUUGUUGAAACUUUCGCUACUAAUCGUUCAAUACUAAAUAUAUACAACUCUUUAGAAACAUCUCCUCUGUUUAUGUUCUAGGGUUGAAUUUAAAAUUAUCAUAUAAAGAGCAGACACCAAGUUAGGUAUAGUGAGAAAUAUGUGCAAGAACUUGAAUCUUUCUUUUAGAACACCAGAUCAUCAUCUGCAUAGAUUAAUAGGAAGACAAAUGGGUUAUGGGGUUUAUAAAAGGCUACAUAAUAUUGGUUUGUGUUUUAUACAAGUAUAUAAUGUCAGCCCAAGAUAGAAGAUUACAAAUAGAUUGAUAGUUAUUACAAAAUGUAUUGUAGAGAAGAAAAUCUCUACAAUGUGGAAUUGACCUAGAAAAAUAAUCUAAUGAUACAAGUUUUUUAGAAUGAAAUAAUAGAUUGUUGUCUGACUUAAAACAGAAUGGUCUCAAUUUCAAAGCCCACCAGCUGUCCUCCAUGCAAAGAUCUGGGCUAGGAUAUCUACAGGAAAGUCCAAAAUUGACAAGUUGUGCCCCUUUAAACAAAAAAUGUUGAAAUCCAAUGUUCAUUUCUAAAUGACAAUAUUAUACAGUGAGAACAGAAAGCCUUUCUUAGAGAGAGUUAAACAUUUUAUGAUAUAUGUAAAAAUAGUAGAUUUGUACAAAAGAAAAUUUCCUUUUUACAGCAUGUUAGAUAAUCUCCCAAUGAACAGCACUACUUAAGUAGCCUAUUACAACACAGAAAAAUAAAUCUGAUACAUAUUUAAAAGAAAAUGUGCUAGAUAAUGGGAAUGUGAAUAUAUACUGGGUACUUGUAUUUACUUUUGUUCUGGUCUCUAUCAGCUGCUUAGCAAUAGCUUAUACUUUUGACCUUUGGUAUAAAUGUAUAGAACCAAUAUAUCUAUUUAUUUUCACUUGUAAUCUUGUUUUUAUAGGGUAAAAAAAGUCUUUACUUUAUAUUACUUUGCAGCACCUUAUUGAGACUUGAAUAUAUUUUAUGACCUGGAUCUACUAAUGCUGUGCUAGUGAACAAAAAGGUUUUUAUUUAUAACACAUUUAAAACGACACUAUAAAUAUUUCUUUUUUCAACAUUUUAAUUUCACCAACAAUGAACAAUAAAAGCUAAAUUGCAA